Messenger RNA from Penicillium oxalicum, 1614 nucleotides. RefSeq lists its product as uncharacterized. The transcript is spliced from 3 exons. The record is from RefSeq and is a predicted model, not a curated record. Bases 1 to 1614 code for a protein of 537 amino acids. Lineage: Eukaryota; Fungi; Ascomycota; Eurotiomycetes; Eurotiales; Aspergillaceae.
AUGGCCAAGCUAUCCCUCUUGUUGUUAGCGUCGCUGGUCGCGGCCAAGUCGCCCGUCGUCGAUGUUGGCUAUACCAAGUACGAGGGUCGCUCACUGGCCAACGGCGUGUCGCAAUGGCUCGGAAUUAGAUACGCCGCGCCUCCGGUGAAUGACCUCCGCUUCGCAGCACCGCAAGAUCCCCUUCCGGAAAAGGGCGUUCAGCAGGCGACUAAGCACGGUGCUCUUUGCGUGCCAGUUGCGUCCCGCCUCAAUGAGUCAGUGCCCGCGGGGACGUCCGAAGAUUGCUUGUUCUUGGACAUUUAUGCGCCGACAGAUGCGUUCAAACAUGGGAAGAAAUUGCCGGUGUACUUCUUCAUUCAGGGAGGCGGGUUCGCAUCACUGUCUAACAACAACUACAACGGAACCGGCUUGAUCAAGGCUUCCGAUUCGAAUAUCGUAGUGGUCAACUUCAACUAUCGUGUCGGCCCAUAUGGAUUCUUGGCCAGUGAGGAAGUCGAGGCGCACGCUAGCCUUAACAAUGGAUUGAAGGAUCAGAUCAAAGCGCUUCAAUGGGUGAAGAAGCACAUUGGCAAGUUCGGUGGUGAUCCUCAUCACGUUGUGAUCGGCGGCGACAGUGCAGGUGGAGGCUCCGUCACUCUUCUGCUCUCCGCAUACGGAGGUCGCGAUGACAAACUGUUCGUCGGCGCUGCAGCCGAAUCCCAAAGCUUCGCAAACAUGCUGAACGCUUCUACGAGCCAAUUUGCCUAUGAUCGACUGGCUGCCCGCACAGGCUGCGACAAGAGUCUUGACUCUCUUGCCUGUCUGCGCAAGCUAGAUAUCAAUGCGCUCCAGGCUCAAAACAUCGUCUCGCCCUAUCCGGGCGCACCUGGUAAUCCACUGUACUUGUACGGUCCCACCGUCGACGGGGACCUCGUGCCCGACUAUACCCUGAAGCUUUUCAACGAGGGCAAAUUUAUCAAAGUCCCCGUGAUCUUUGGCGACGCGACCAACGAAGGAACCGUGUUUGUUCCCAAGAACACUUCCAGCGUCUCUAUGGCCGAUGACUUCCUCCGUAGUCAAUUCAACACCCUCACCGACUCACAACUCGCCAAGAUCAAUAGUAUCUAUCUCACUGAGAAUCAAACUCGCCAGUUCCCGAACGCAGGCCUCUACUGGCGCCCAGCAAGCAAUGCCUACGGUGAUCUGCGCUAUACUUGCCCCGGUAUCAGUCUCUCGUCCGCCUACGGACAGGCCGGUGUUCCGGGCUGGAAUUACCACUACGAUGUCAAGGACCCCAAGGCGGAAGCCAGCGGCGAGGGAGUCACACACACGGUCGAGAUUAAUGCGAUCUGGGGCCCCGAAAAUGUGCAUGGAGGGGCUCCAAAUUCGUAUUCCACGGUCAAUGCCAACAUCGUGCCCGUCAUGCAGGGCUACUGGACCAGCUUUGUACGAGCACUGAAUCCGAAUACGCAUCGGUACCCUGGUAGCCCGGAGUGGGCGACUUGGGGACAGGGCGAGGAGGCCUACCGGCGUAUUUAUCUUCGCACGAACCAGACUUAUAUGGAGACGGUGCCUUCUGCGGAACGGGACCGGUGUGCGUAUUUGCUGAGUCUUGGGGAGCAUCUGAGACAGUAG